GACGUUUUAAACGGAGAGUGUACCAGGCGCUGCACUAGGCUACGCUCAAACUUUCAUGACUACAGACCUUUAGCUUCACUUGAUCAUACGCUUUCGAGUGACUGACGACGAACAUGACGAACUGGGACCCAACUGCAACUAAAGUCUUACUGCGGUCGACAUCGCAGCGUCUUGGUCAAAUUCAAGAGAGAAUAGACUCUCAAGGACAAAUCACCCGACGCGACAUUGCAACACUAUUGCAACAGAACAAUACUGCUCUUGCACGCGCCAAAGCACAGAAUCUCAUACAAGAUGAUGCGAAGGGCGACUUAUUGGAAGUGGUGGAAAUGUACGUCAGCACGGUCAUUGAGCAUCUUGGCGAGUUGGACGAAGGGCGUUUACCAAGCCCCGUCCUUACAGAGGCUGCAGCCUCCAUCAUAGCUGCAGCUCCCAGUGUUAGUAUUAAGGAACUCAACGUCGUUCGGGAUAUGUUAAUUCAGCGCAUGCAUCAUCAUUUUUCUAGUUCACCCAAUAUCCUUGAAAAACACGUCCCUUUGCGUGUCAUGCAAUUACUACACUCCCCAACCCCCUCUGCGUCCAAGAUGAAUGACUGUCUGACAAAUGUAUCAAAGGUGUAUCAUGUAAACUGGGCCGCAGAACCUCCCCGGCAGGAUAUCUUGAAUAUGAUCUCUGAAAUUUUAGAUUCACAAGGUUCACCCAUUGUUGACUUACCUCGUCUGCGGAGGCUAUGUUCGCAAGGGUUGCCCGAUGAACCUCCAUGGCUUAGGCCUAGGAUAUGGAAACUUUUACUGGGAACAGUCCCAGUCUUGAAGUCAACAUGGCAAAAAGAAAAUCGGAAACAGCGAGACAGCUACUACGAUCUCGUUCGCCGUUUGUUACCAACACUUUAUGACCUGCCAGCGCCCACGAAGCCGCUGAGCAACAUAGAUACGACGCUAAUGAAAAUAUCCGAAUCUCUAUUUCGUCUUCCCCCUGGACUCUUCGACACGCUUGAUAGCGGCCCAAACUGUCCAAUUAUGUCACCAUUAGAUGAAAAUACUGAUGAGACUGAAAGGAUUGGGUGCGCUCAUCUUCUUGAUGCACGACUACAGAUCCUCCACGGACAAAUUUCAGCAUCGAAACCUGCAGGUAUUCCCGAAAUUCGCCUAGAGCCUGACGCUAGCACACUCGAGUUGUCACAAUUGCCGAGCUCGGAUUCCAUUGCAUCCCGUAGACCAGGGGCACCCACCACAUUAUUACAUGCUGGACCGUUCGGUGGUGCCAGCGCGCAUCCACAGCACAUCUCAGCCCUCCUCCGUCUGUUAUAUCUGCAUUCAUGUAUAAAUCCAGCAAACCAAUCUCCAGACAUUCCUUCCUUACUUGUGCCGUUGUACGCUGUUCUUGUCAAGGAGGUGGAACCGGAAGAGUUAGCCCACGCUGAAGCAGAUACAUUCUGGUUAUUCGAAGCUCUUGUCGGGGAAUUUUCUGACCUGGCGGAUCAGGAGGGUGGUAAAGUUUGGAUGAAGAAGUUCAGCGAUCGAUUAGCACAAGCCGACGGAGAACUUGCUGCGAGUUUGCACACCAAAGGCUUGGAUCCCAUGCUUCCACAUUACUCCUAUCGCUGGCUCGCACCUCUCUUGUCGCAAACACUUCCUCUUACUUCUCUCCUACCUGUAUGGGAUGUGCUUUUCUCGUACCCAAUGAGAACUCGAGACGAGAACCAUAAACUCGAUGCCCUCGUUGAUAUCUGCACAAGUCUUCUGAUCCGUGCGCGUGCGCCGCUUUUUAGACUUGCAAAGCCUGGAGGUAAGUCUCCGGGACUGUGGGCUGAAGAGCAUGCUACCAUUCGUCCUUCUUCUCCGCUUCGACCAUGGGAGCUCAGCGAUGCUUUUCUCGAGGGCAUUGCUCUUUUGCAAUCCUAUCCGAUUGAUGCGGCUGGUGGUAUCGACCGAGUCUUGCAAACUGCACACGAUUUGGCCCAAAGGCGUAUCGAGGAAAAUAGACUUUUGAAGUCGGAUAAUGUUACCCUCGGUGCUCGGAUCAAAGCCACCAUGUGGAAGGGGUUUACAAACCAAGUCGCUAAUACUGAUAGCGGGGAAGAGGAGGAAGAGGGGGAAGAGGAAGACUCGAGUUCGGAUGAAGAGGACUCCCAUGAAGACGGAAAUGAGACAGAAACUCCAGCUGCUCCAACUCUGACUUCGCGUCUUGCCAAUACGGUUUGGAGAGGGAUUACCAACCAAAGCUCUAUGGACGAUUCACCAUCUCCACCAUCUCCAAUUUCCCCGCUGCGACCACAGUCACCACCGCUUCCUCAUCCUCCUCAGAGCCCCCCAGAGCAAAUCACCUCAAACCCACCUCUAAGCCCACCGCCUGCAAGUAUUUGGGGUUAUGCUGGAAAACUCAAAGACUCUGACACCGUUGCGGCUUUCGCAAAACGAUGGAUGCAGUGGGGCAGUCGACGCAAUAGCUUGACAUCGAAUGGAGAUGCAUCAUCACCAGUGAUCACCAAAUCUGAGUUACCACCCUCAAUUCCGGACAAGUGGUCACCAGUGAGAGAUGGUGCUAGCCAUUCUAGAGAUGGGAGUGGAGGGAGUUCGCUUCCUGGUAGCAGUCGAGGGACCACUUUUGAAGAGCCCCCUCGCCCCGCAUUCUUUCGAUCGCCACGAGACAGCUUUUUGCCACUGCCGCGCAGAGGAAUUUACACUGCCCCUCCGAGCCCAGAAGUCCGACCUCAACGGGAAGAUAACUUCAUACAUAAGGCGCAGGCCUCUCUGGCAUCCUUGGCUGCUCUAAACUCGCGCACCGCAACCUCACGUACAUCAGCCCCACAACAAUCUCCCAGGGGUCCGCCACGUCCUCUUCUACUCAAUUCAAGCUCUUUGAUCACCGCGAAACCUCCGUCGGCCGCGCACUCGGAUGGCGGGAUGCCAGUCAGACGACAUGGCGAUUGGAUGGAUGUCACGCGCAGCAAAGGACAUGGACUGCGCACUGACUCGGUGUCUUCGGUUUCAUCGCUGUCGCCUUCUGAUGCCCUCAGCAGACCACACUCGAAACCAAGCAUAGGCUCCAGAUCUGACAUCGAAUCUGAUGGCAAAAGUCGGAAGGUGGCACUAAACCGCAAGUCGGUAUCGCCAAUGGCACCCGCGUCCCGCGCGCUGCGAGGACCUUGGGCAACUUCUCCUUUAAGCGUAUCUGAUGCAACGGCGCGCGAUCCACCAAGGGCUGGCGUGCACAUUGGCGUGCCCCCGCUGAUUCACCCACAACGGUAUCAGUCUCCGCCUAUUCCUCCGACACCUAUUACCAUAGUUCAUAUCGAAGCAGGGAAGGUACGGGUGAAUAGUGAAAGUCGGCAGAGUUCUUUUAGCGAAGAUAGUAUACCUCUGAGGUCACCCACACCAAGCAAGGUUUUACUACGAAAAAAGACUCCACCACCUCUACAAGAUACGGACAAUUCUGACUCGCAGGACUGGACACCCAGGAAUCCCCAUGUGCGCUCGAAGCGUCACCAUCCAAAACUACCCAGCCUGCGAACUCGGGACGCCAACCUCCGGCCUACUUCUGUGGCUGAGCACAAGAACGUGAGCCCAAACUCACUCGCUCCUCCAGAGUGGCCCGAGGAGCAAGAGAUAGUCAUGACACCUCGUGCUCCUGAAUUUGGUUCCACCACAUCAACAUCGCCGAAUUUGUCGUCGCAUUCUCCACGUCCUAGGCGGAAGGCGUCUGCAGAUACGGUGGGGCGUUCACGGAAAAUCUCGGGGGAAUCGGUUGUCCGGCUUAGUAGAUCUUCCUUCCAUGAGGCGCGGGAAACUAGAGAUAGUGCUGCAGAAGAAGGGGACGACGAAGGCUACGAUGACAUUCUGAGCGCAUAUGAGAGUGAGGCAGGGAGUAAGGAGUAG
This is a messenger RNA of Suillus subalutaceus, 3875 nucleotides long. Its product is annotated as regulator of Vps4 activity in the MVB pathway-domain-containing protein. The transcript has 14 exons. Bases 114 to 3875 code for a protein of 1253 amino acids. The record is from RefSeq and is a predicted model, not a curated record. Gene Ontology annotation, biological process: protein transport. NCBI's taxonomy places the organism in Eukaryota, Fungi, Basidiomycota, Agaricomycetes, Boletales, Suillaceae.